UUUUGUAGUGAGUUUGUGUGCCGUUUGAAGCCAAAAAUAAGACGACACAAAUGCAGAUAUUUCGCAGGCUAAUCAAACGUCCACAGCCUCAGAGGGCAUUUUCGUCAUCUUUCCACUAUAAAGGCCGAUGAACUCGUGGCUACCGCGAGGCGAAUCAACGUUCCCCGUCACCCACCAAAUCACAACCGUACGUUACCGAAUUCACUUCGCCGCCACGAGCGUGACGCCACCGCCUCUGGAUUCCGCCGGAGCUGUGGAUGGCUGGGACUUGCUCUCGGGUCACUCCUCACGUAAUCCGGUCUACAGUCGCCGAACUAUCCAGGACCGCCCGCACCGUGGCUCUGCUUCCCGUUCGGAUAUCCGUCCGGAGCCACGGCGUCUCUACUUGCGACGAGAGCGAGAUGCCUCAAGGUCCGUCGUGUAUAUUCGUCGGACCUAUAGAGACAGCUAGUCAAGAGACGCUAGAAGCUCUUUACUGCCAAGCACGAGAUUCGUAUUACAGUGGCUCACCUCUAAUAGUUGAUGAUAUGUUUGAUAGAGUGGAGUUAAAACUACGAUGGUAUGGUUCACAGUAUGUUGUCAAGUACCCUCGCUGCAGUCUAAAGCGCCAGUCAACUUAUGCUGAUGCAGAGGAGGACGCAUCACAGGUUUUUGCACUAGCAAGCAUAUGGCUCCUGAUUCUUGGUCUUGGUGGUUCGGUUUGUCUUGUGCCCAUAAUAUAUACUAUCGGUCAAGCUUAUCAAGAUGCAUUCAGUUCAGGAAUGCGCUACACUAGUCAAGCAUCCUCGCUGCAGUUUCUUACUGUGCUUAAUGGUGUACUUUACAUGGUAUUAGGAUCCAUCAUAGGGUAUCCCAUUGCUUCAGCGUCUGCUGGAGCACUUCAAGGGCUUUGGAAAAAUGACACGGUUGCACUUAAAGGGGCAUGCCCAAACUGCGGUGAGGAGGUGUUUGCUUUUGUGAGAUCAAAUCAGUCCAAUCAGUCUCCCCACAGAACAGAGUGUCAUGUAUGUGAGAGCUUGAUAGAAUUUCGCACCAAGGUUAAGUCCACCUCGAGACCUGGGCAGAGAUGGGUUUAUGGCCGUGUUUACUUGAUUCGGCAGAAGAGAAGUAGAAGGCAAAGAUAGUUGUAACAGCAUUGUCAAUAUCUGCUAAUGGAGCCUUCUGCACAGUAAAAAUGUUUGUGCAAUACUCAUUUUCGUUUCACCUGAGAAGAUGUAACCAAUACCAUGGCAUUGCUAUGUAGCGGAGUACAAAGCAAACAAAGACAAAUGGGUCAGUAUUUCCAAUUGCUUUGAAACAGAAUUCUGUGAUAUAUAGAUAGGGAUUCUUUAUAGCCCUUUUUUUCUUUAGUUCUUUGUAAUUUUGCCUUCAUUUAUAAGGUUUGGGGUGAAGAAGCCUUUGUCUGAAA
Ipomoea nil (Japanese morning glory) is the source of this 1408-nucleotide messenger RNA. RefSeq names its product PGR5-like protein 1B, chloroplastic. The coding region runs from base 258 to 1124 and encodes 288 amino acids. NCBI's taxonomy places the organism in Eukaryota, Viridiplantae, Streptophyta, Magnoliopsida, Solanales, Convolvulaceae. Gene Ontology annotation, cellular component: chloroplast thylakoid membrane. Gene Ontology annotation, biological process: photosynthetic electron transport in photosystem I. The transcript has 7 exons. The record is from RefSeq and is a predicted model, not a curated record. Gene Ontology annotation, molecular function: oxidoreductase activity, acting on iron-sulfur proteins as donors.